GUGCGCGUGUCAAAACUCGCAUGUCGUGCCAAAACAGACCGACGAAGUGGUCAAGACCAAGAGGACAAGAGGUUCUAAAGUUGUAAUGUGUAGGAAUUAUUGUUUAGUUGGUAUGACAGUGUAAAUAUUAGACAGAUCAAGAUGGCUAGUAGAGGAUCUGAUUCAGAUGGUGGAUCUAUGACACCAUCAGAGAGAAGCGAUGAGGAAAGAAGUGAACAUGAUUCAGAUUAUGAAACUGAUGAAGAGGAAGAAGAAAGCUCGGAUAAUUUGAAUGUUGUGUGGACGGGUUAUGGUAAAAAGAAUCCAGUGAUGUUAUUCAAGGUUGAAGCCAUUAUGAACAAAAAAAGUGACUUUAAAACAGUUGGAGAACGUUACCACAUGGCUUAUAAAUUUGCUAACACAGAAUGUAAGAUUAUUCGGAAUAUUCUCCAAACGCAUGGUUUACACGAGAUUCAUCCAAAUAGUUCUGAUUACAAUAUAGUUUGGUCUAAUGGCCAUUUAAAACCAUUCACAUUAAGAAGUAUGACAGAAUAUCAGAAGAUUAAUCAUUUUCCAAGGUCGUAUGAAUUAACACGUAAAGACAGACUGUUUAAAAAUAUACAAAGAAUGCAACAAGUCAAGGGUUUAAGACAUUUUGAUUUUAUUCCAUCAAGUUUUGUUUUACCUGGUGAAUAUCAAGAUUUUUGUUCUGCAUUUUUAAAAGAUAAAGGUCCAUGGAUUGUGAAACCAGUAGCUUCAUCAAGAGGUAGAGGUGUAUUUUUAAUCAAUCAUCCUGAACAAGCACCAUUAGAUGAAAAUGUUAUAGUAUGUAAAUAUGUAGCUAAUCCAUUGCUUAUUGAUGGUUUUAAAUUUGAUGUAAGAUUAUAUAUAGCUGUGACAUCCUAUGAUCCACUGGUCAUUUAUUUAUUUGAAGAAGGUUUAACAAGGUUUGCAACUGUUAAAUAUGAGAAGACAAAUAGAUCUAUAAGAAACCAGUGUAUGCAUUUAACUAAUUAUAGUGUAAAUAAGAAAAGUCAGGAUUAUGUACGUAAUGAUGAUCCCGAGAUAGAAGAUUAUGGUAAUAAAUGGUCCUUAGGAGCAUUAUUAAGAUAUUUACGAUCUGAAGGAAAAGACACUGCAGCAUUAAUGAUGAGAAUAGAGGAUGUUAUAAUGAAAACUAUUAUAUCAGUUGAACUACCUGUUGCUACAGCUUGUAAAAUGUUCAUGCCACAUAGAGGAAACUGUUUUGAAUUAUAUGGAUUUGAUAUAUUAAUUGAUGAUACGUUAAAGCCAUGGAUUAUAGAAGUCAAUCUGUCUCCUUCUUUAGCUUGCGAUAGUCCAUUAGAUUUAAAGAUAAAGGGCAAUAUGCUGUGUGAUUUAUUCAGUCUAACAGGAAUUGUUUGUCAUGAUCCUAUGGUUAAAACGUUACAACAGAGUAAAAGAAAUCUAGAGAUAGCCUCUAAACUAGCAUCAAGAGCUAAGUGGAAAAAUCUUCCUAGAUAUUCAGCUAGAGCACGACCAUCAUCAGCUUGUUCUCAAAAACGACCAUUGUCUGCUGGUUCAACAACACAGAAAAAAGAAGUUAGGAAUCCUGCUUUAGCUGGCCUUAGUGGAGAAGAAAUAAAAAUUUUACGUCGUGUGAAGGAAGAGGAAUCUAGAAGAAAAGGAUGGGUCCGAAUUUUUCCAUCGGCUGACUCAUGGGACACACACUCGCAAUAUCUCCAGUUUAAUACAACACAUAAUUUAAUGUUACAUCAGAGGUUAUACGCAGAAAGACACAAGACUGGAUCUAAAACUGGUGCUAGUCUAACAUCAACUGGUCAAAGAUCAAGGAAUACUUAUUUACAAAUAACUGGAAGUGGUAGUCACACAAAAUUAGAUCCAGAACGUUCUGUAGAAGCAUAUGCUCAGGCUCUAUUGAGAACAAGACAAUAUGAAAGAAGAUUGGGUCCAAGAAAAAAGAGAAAAAAAGGGAAAAAAGGAAAAGCGGGUAAAGUCAGUAGCAGAAGAAUGAAAUUAGCUCAAGGCGUAGCUGAAGAUUUACAAGAUGAAGGUGAAGGUCAGUCUGAUACAGAGGUACCUCAAAUAUCAGAUGAUGAACCUGUGAUUGAACCCGAACCAGAACCUGUUCCAGUUCCAACAAAGAAAAUGGAAAAAAUAGCCCCAACUAAUAAAAAUCCACCAAUUCCUACAAAUCAAAUCAAAAUAAAGGAAAAAGAAUCAGAAGUGGUAAACAAGCCUGUUACUCCCGUGGUAGUUGAAAAACCAGAAGAAAAAGAAGAAACAGAGAAAACCGUUAAAAAAGUAACUUACACAGAAGUUCCUGCACCCACAGGAGCAGUAGCUAGAUUUGAAGAGAAACCACCUCCAGUUGAAGAACCCCCACAAACACCAACUCCUCCACCUAGUCCACCACCUACCCCACCAGAACCUAGAUAUAAUGUAGUAGGAUUACUUAAUAAAGGUAGAACUCUCAGUAAAGUACAAGCUAGAUCAGCAUUUGCGAUGUAUUUAGUACGAGUUGAAGACAGAUUAUUAACAGAUUCUAAUGUAUUAUCUACAGAAGCUAUUGAUGCUUUAAAUGAGCAAAUGGAUUUGGUGUUGAGGUUUUUAAAAAGAGCUGCUGUAAAUUUACAACAAUCAUUUAAAGUUGUUGUACCAAGUCGUAAACUUCCACUAAGUGAUAGAAAACGAAUACUGGCUAAACAGUUGGGAGAUUUUGUUCAUAUCUAUAAUAAGGAAACUGAACAACUGAAAUCUCGUCAACAAAUAGAUAAGACACAUCUGAGACGAGGUGAAAGUACUGAAGGUUUAAAUGAAAACAAGUUUGAUCAUUUUGUUAAAACAGUCAGCGAAGCAGAAUUAGAGGAUGUAUUAACUACGUACACUAGAAUCAAUAAAUCAGCCAGUAUAUUUCUAGGUAGUAAUAGUAAAUCUACUACUAGUACUAGUGAUACUACUACGCAACCACCUAUAUCUACAUCUAAUACUACAUCUACUACUACAACAGAAACAUUAGUUAAACGUAAAGACAGUGAUAACGGUCUCGUUACAUGGGAAGAUGUUCCAAGAACUUUUCUUCGUUUAGCAGUUCGUAGUGCUUCAAAUACAGAUCUUAGAGCAGUGAAUAAUCAUGGGGCAUUCGUGGGUAAUAACAGACCAAUAUCCGCUAAACAUACAUACACUGAUGCUGUAUCUAUAUACAGUCAAAGAUUGCUCCGUCCUCGAUCGGCAUCAACUGGUAAUAUGGCUAAAGGUAAAUCACCUACCAAUAGACCUGUAUCUGCUGUUGUACAACGACCUGUGAACCCUUCAUUUGCUCCAUCUGAACCAACUGUAGAUACCUAUAAUGAACAAGCAAUACAGGAUGCCUUACAGAGAUUGGCUGUUCGUCAACAAGCUCGACAAUACUCUGCAUUUAAUGGAAGUUGUGUCCUCAGUCAAGAAAACAUAGCCACCCGUCCACCAUCUGGUUACCAUGGCAAUAGACCAGGAACAGCAAGUUCUAUCCGUUCAACGCCUGAUAAUAAUUAUAGUAAUAAUACUGGUGCUAAUUUUAAUCAUCAGAACAUUGUUAGUUAUAAUAAUGACAAUCAACAAAAUUAUGUUGCUCCUAAAAUAGCCAAGGUUCGCUACACGUCUGAGGAGAAUAUUACCCGCCCGACAACCAGUUACAAAAGUACUACGUCAUACAUGUCUUCAAAACCACAAUCCACUUCGCAUGGUCGUCAAAAUGUUCAUCACCGCAAUGCUAACACAACCUUUAAUACCUUUAUUGAAGAUGCUGGUCAGGUUCGAGAUAUUGCUAAUGCGUAUGGUCAGAUUACAGGAAAUACUCACUAUAGUACAGGCGGUUAUCAUAAUUCACGACAGUUACAGUUCGCUCAACAACAAAUGUUCAAACAACAGAGAUUAAUGGAGCAAAGUAAAGCUCUGUUGGAACAAAGUCGCGCAAAGCAUCAAGCAAUGGUUGCUCAAGCUCACGCAGCCCAGAGAACGUUAAAUGGUUCAAAUAACACGGAUGGUAAAAAUGAUCAUUCUAAUUCACAGACUAGAGUUACAAGUGCCGAGCGUUCAAAGCAAAGAUUCAGAAACGAUAUGGAAUAUUCAAAACCAAAAGUGAACAGUGCCCAACAAAGUGAACACACAAGGCCCAGGGUAAUCAGUGCUCAGCAAAGUGAACACUCCAAAUCAAGAGUUAGCAGUGCUCAACAGAGUGAACAUUCAAAGCCUAGAGUCAAUAAUGUGCAACAACAUGAACAUUCAAAGCCAAGGUUGAACAGUGCACAGCAGCCUGAACAUUCAAAGCCAGGAGUAAACAGUGCCCAGCAAAGUGAACAUUCCAACCCAAGAGCUAAUUUUGCACAACUAGAUCGCCCUACACCAAGACCGAAUGUAGACGUCAAUGAACAUGCACUUCCAAAAAAGACAGCUUCAGAAGGGUAUGAAAGUUCGCAAACAAGGCCAGUUAGUUCAAAACAAAAAAACACUAAAACACAGCAAAAUGAAAAAACGCACCGACCGACCACAUCUGAAAGCCAACAUAAACAAAAUGAUGGGUUUAACAGUGACGGUCAAAUAAUAGAAACAAGACAAGAACGAAUACAUAAAAAAACAUUGGAAGCUCAACAGAAGCUAGCACAGCAAAAAACACUUGAAGCACCAUCUGGGGAAAAUUUAAGUGAAAAUGAGAAUAACAGUCAAUCUUUUGCUCCUAAACCACCAGAUCAACCAUCCAGUUAUAAAAAACUUCCUAACUCAUACAGAAUAGCCAGAACUAACGCAACUAACAGCAAUGACGAGAAAGCUUUAAAUUUUGAUUUUUAUAACAGUUUAAAAUACGAUGUCCAUACCGGUCAGACAAGAUCAAGAGGUGGUGAUAAUUGGUGACAUAAAAGACCAUGAUAAACAUUCCACAGAUUGAUCUCCACAUCCAGUCAUAAACCAUCAUUUGGAUUAGAUGAAUUAUAAUAAAACUGCAUAGAUUUCUAUUAUAUACAUCAUCGUGAUAGCUUUUUAUAAUAUUUACAGCUUUAAAAGUAGCAUGGUCAUAUAAGUAUAUUUAUUAUGUCAUUAUUAUUUUAAUAUAUUUUAAUGUAGACUUAUAUGACAUUAAACUGCUGCAAAAAAAGAAUCAUUGCUAAAAGUAGAAGUAUGAAUAUUGAAAGCGGAUGUCCAAUGGACCCAAGUCUCAUAUGAUUCAUAUUUUGAGGCAUUAGACCUUUGAAGAUUUUAAAACUAUAAUUUUCAAUUUUCAGUGAUUUGACUACAGUUAUAUCAAGGGUUUUUAAAUUAGAUUGUAUAUAAAAUUUGAGACAGAUCUGCCUGCAUGUUCUGUACAAGGUGUACUUAUUAUUAGCCUAUGGUGUACAUUUCAAAGUUCAGCAGUCACUCACCAAGUCUAGGGUGAUUUUGAAUAUAUUACAUGUACAUGAAAUUAAUUACAUUUAGUUUCUUAAUUAAAGUUCUAAUGCCUCUUUAAACCUACUAAGUUAUCAGUUUUAUGUGUAUUAUAUAUGCUGGUAUAUUUUCAUGUAUACGAAUGAUAUUUAUAUUAUGGUUUAUAUACUGUAGGUAAUAGUAUAUUUAUCUGUGAUGAUCUCCACAUGUAUUAAGAGUAAAAAGCUGUCAGGGAUCAGAUAUGUCCAUUCAAGACUUUUGUCUUCAUCAGUCCCUUUAAUGUAUUAUAUAUAUAUAUAUAUUGUCUGUGAUAUCAGUGACGGAUCCAGGUGAGCCAGGACCCCCUAAAUAACAGUAUAAAAAUUAACUUAUUAUUCUGUUUGUAUGAAAUGUGUAAAUUCGAUCUUUUUGUUGGAUUGGUUGAAAUUGAAUGUUAUAUUCGGACCAGAUAUUCGCCAGAAGUCACAAUUGACUCUCAGACUUUUUAAAAUUUCCUCGGAGGACAAUCAAGCAACCAGACACCCCCCCCCCCCCACCAAAUAUCCUGCAACCGUCACUGUGUGAUAUACACCAGAGUAACUUCAGCAAGUAAUGAUAAUUAUGUGAUAAAUAGAUAUAUAACAUUGUGUAUAUUAUACUUGUAUAUUCUGUUAUUUACACCUUUCCUCCAUUCUGUUAAAUAGAUGUGACUCUGUGUUGGUAUAAGUAACUGAUAGUAAUACACUUGGUGUGUACUUCUGGUAAAUUUACUUUGGGUUAAUAUGUGGUAAAAUCUUAUUGUGAACAUAACUUUCAGUCUGAGAGCUCUGUGGCUCUAUGGUAUACAUGUAUAGCCAGGUACCCCAAUGUAAUUAUCCAAUUCAUGCCCCAAGUAAGUUAUGUACUGGUACCAAACGGUUGGUAUUGUGCAUGAAACAAUGGUGCUACAUGCUGUCCUGUGUCAGGAUUGGUAAGUGCACAUACCUAAUAAUUAGAAAGUCAAGAAAAGAGAUGAAAUGAGAUCAAAAUUUGACUGUAGAUCUGACAAAGAAAAGAAACAUUGUAAGGUCUAAUACACAGGAAAGGUCCCUCUUUACAUCCAUCCAUCUAAUUAUUAGCCAUUGACUACUGUAUACUGCACACAUUAUUAUCAUUAUUAACAUUGUAUAUAUGUAAAUAACAAUGCUAAAUUGUAUGAAACUAUUCUCAUGGGUGGAUUUAUACAUAAAUUAAUUGUCUCUAUUGUCUUGUCAUAUUCUAUAAAUAUUAAAUGUGACCAGCUCCAGCUAAAUGAGAUAUGUUUGUACUUAAAAGAUUGUUAAAUUGUGUUUUAUAUGAAAUGAUUUAGAUAUUUGAAGUUGGUACGAUACUUCAUAAUACUACUAUUCAGAUAUAAGUGAUUGAAAUGACUAAAAUAUAACAAAAAUAAAAAGAGAGUCAAUCUUUUGCCUUUGAGCAUUGUUGGAAUUGAACUAAGGUAAUUUUUAAAGACGACAAUAUUUAUUAACUAAAAGAUUGUUUUCUUGUUUUAUGUCAUAUCUAAAAUAAGGGAGUGUGACAUGUCUUAUUUAGCGGGAGCUGGUUGCAAAUUGUACAAUGAAUAUUAUGUUUAAAGUAUGAUGUAGUUAAUUUACUUUUAGCAUUCUCUCCAAUACAAUUACACUAAAAAUAUGAAUAUUUUAGAAUAUGUUUUAUUAUUUCUCAAUUCUAUUUCCACACCACAUCAGUUAUCGUGAGUGACAAAAUUAAAUUACCCGUACAUGUAAUUGCAAUUCUAAACGUUCCAGGUUCACAAUCAAGAAUUUCCUCUGGUCUUCCUAUAUAACAUGGUUUUAGUUAAAGAAUCCUUACUUUUUGACAUUCUAAAUAUUGAGAAAGAUGCUUUAUAGAAAGUUGCGUAUAUUAUAUUUAAUUUUUUUGUCUCUAAGUCUAAUACUGUGAUAUCAACAUAAUUGACUUCUUGAUGUUUAUCUUUUAAAAACAUUCAUUUUGUACGUUAUGUGUUUGUUUAUGUUCUGUGUAUAAUUGCAAUAAUUUUAUUAAUUUUGAUUUCUUCCGAGACGUCCAUUUGGGUUUGGAUUAUUUUGAUAGUUCAAGUGAUAAAAAUUUGAAUCCAGACUAAAUGACAAUCUGAAGGAGAUAAGAAUUUGUGAAAUUUAUUGACUAAUGAAUGCAUAUUAUUUUGUUAGAUAUUUUUAGUCAUCAUCGCCUUUAUUUCAUACCUCAGCAUACUACUAUCUUGUUAUUUAAUUGUAUAUAUAUAGCAAAUAAAUGAAUUAUAUCUAUAUUAUAAUAAAUUAUCAAAAAACCAAA
Patella vulgata (common limpet) is the source of this 7671-nucleotide messenger RNA. Its product is annotated as tubulin polyglutamylase TTLL5. Bases 142 to 4869 code for a protein of 1575 amino acids. Gene Ontology annotation, molecular function: tubulin binding; tubulin-glutamic acid ligase activity. The record is from RefSeq and is a predicted model, not a curated record. Gene Ontology annotation, biological process: microtubule cytoskeleton organization; protein polyglutamylation. Gene Ontology annotation, cellular component: cilium. The transcript has 34 exons. NCBI's taxonomy places the organism in Eukaryota, Metazoa, Mollusca, Gastropoda, Patellidae.